Capsicum annuum is the source of this 1227-nucleotide messenger RNA. RefSeq lists its product as uncharacterized. Lineage: Eukaryota; Viridiplantae; Streptophyta; Magnoliopsida; Solanales; Solanaceae. The coding region runs from base 725 to 1096 and encodes 123 amino acids. The transcript has 2 exons. The record is from RefSeq and is a predicted model, not a curated record.
AGCAUGGAACAAGAUGGCAUAACAUAAGUACGACACCCACAAGUAAUAGAAAACAGAGAAAAGUAAACAGAUUCGUAAUAAAGCAUGAAACAAGGUAUCAUAACAAGAAUAAUACCCCCACCAAGAUGGCAAGGAAACAAGGACAGAAAAUUUUACAAUUUGGUCGAAUGGGAAAAUUUGAUAGUAGAGAAAAGUUACGGGGGGUUGGGCAUUAAAAAUCCGAAUGAAAUGGUUGUGGAAGUAUGCUAAUGAUAAGCAAAUAUUGUGGGGAAAGUCAUUGAAGACGACAAGUACGAGGAGGAAAACAAGUGGAUGACAAGGGAAGUAAGUACACUAUAUGGUGUGAACUUGUGGAGAUCUAUAAGGGCGUUGUGGGAUGAGUUCAAGAUCAGCACCAAGAUUAAAGUGAACAAACUUCUGGGUAGAUGAUUGGCAUGAGAUGGGGGGUUUUGAGGAAUAUUUAUCCAGACAUUUAUAACUUAAUGCUACAGCAACACAGGACCAUUGCAGAAAUGUGGACAACCGAAGGGUGGGAGAUCAAUUUCAGAAGACAAGUAAAUGACUGGGAAAUCACAAGAGUCGCAGAAUUUUUUAGCACUAUUGGCCAGUUUAAAGGUGCACAAGAAGGGGAAGAUGAACUUUGGUGGCCGGGUAGUGAAAAAGGAACCUUAAAGGUUGGCAAAGCAUAUAGGAGGAUGAACAACCUCAAUCACUGGAAUGUCAAAUGGCCCUGGAGAAUUAUCUGGAAGGCAGAACUGUUAAGCAUUUGUUCCGUCAUUGUGCAAUGACAGAAAUAUUAUGGAGGCUAUUCCUAAAUAUCAAAGGUUUGUCUUGGUCUACAUCCGGAAAGAUUACAGAGACCCUUCAAAGUUGGGAAGAAGCCGGGAUUCAGGCUAAAAGCAGAAGUAGAUGGAGAUUCAUACCAGCUAGCAUAUGGAGGACAAUUUGGAAAGAGAGGAGUGUUAGGUGCUUUAAGAAUGUAGAGAAUAGUAUAGAACAGAUCAAGUUGAAUUGUAUCUUGAUUCUGUGGUUUUGGUGUAAUCAGAUUUGGUCUAAUGAUCUUGUAUCUAUUAUUGAUGUGUUGGAUUCAUUGUAGACAUAGGAUCAUAGGAUUUAUCUUGUAAAUAUGGCCUCAGUACAGCCUAAGUACUGAUAUGUUUCUAUCAAUUUAUACAAAGUUCCAAAAAAAAAAAAAACCAUGUCAAAUUCAUGUAUCGAAAAAUAUAC